Molecule: messenger RNA, 647 nt
Organism: Drosophila ficusphila
Lineage: Eukaryota; Metazoa; Arthropoda; Insecta; Diptera; Drosophilidae
Exons: 1
Coding region: 16-642 (208 amino acids)
Source: RefSeq, a predicted model, not a curated record
CCGAACGGAAGCAAAAUGAGAUUGGAUAUCGUUAAAGUGUUCUUUGGUUUCUUGUGCCUCAGUUGGUUGCACUUUUGCUCCGGCGAGGGUCACCUGAAACGUUUGAGCAGAUCACUUAUAUUUCCACCCACGAGUCCCACGCGUGUUCAGUUCAUCGGUGGCAUUGGUAUUCCCGUGGAGAAUCUGCACUUCGAAUCGGUUACCUCGGGUUAUGUGCUCAAGGCGGAGUACUUUCUGCCCACCAACUCCACGGAGAUAACGAGGGUGUACCUCAAGCCCCAGGCAAUUACAGGGAGGGAUAAGGAAUCGCCGUAUGGAUCUCUAUACCGCUGGAUUAUCUACCGGGGAAUCGAGAUGGUCAUCGAGAAUAUGGGUUUGCCCGGAAGAAGUUGUCUUCUCAGAUUGAUCUGUGAACAUGCUGCUCUACCGCUGAACCACGAAAGUGGUUUGCUGGGUGAAAUAAUGGACAUAGUUCUCACGCCCUCCAGUUCGGUGGAUAAACUGGGACAGGAUUCGGAUCGAGAGUACCAAACAUCAGAGCACUUUGGCAGAAAAGGAGGCGACUGCCAGGCGAAGUAUGCCACUAGGUGCAAGAAGUCGCCCUUCGAACUGAUUAGCCUUCUCCUGGAUGUCAACGAAUAAAAAAC